AUGAGAGUCCCUAGCAACGCCAUAGGUGCCGUCCAAUCUCAUACGCAUGUCAGUAUGGAGCCGUGCCAUUCAGGAUCAAACGGAACAAGUGAAAUCAUCAAUUCUGUUGCACCACGGUUAAUCAGAUUUCAUAUCGUUAGACACUCAUGUUUAAGUUAUCGGAGUCACGUUUGUGACGCUCGAAUGUUGAUAAUAGCUGCUGGUGUAAAAGAAAAAAUUAUCAUGCAGAGUCGAGAAUCGUUUGUUUAUUUAAUGUCAACAAAUCUUGCUCACGGAUCGAAGGAAUUUGGUGUUUCCUGUCUGUCGUUAUGCAUGGAUUGGGCAUAUAGAAUGGAUAAACAUGCUAAUAGCAUACAUACACGGAGAAAUGUCGGGAAAGCUUCCGGGUAG
Acaulospora morrowiae is the source of this 390-nucleotide messenger RNA. Lineage: Eukaryota; Fungi; Glomeromycota; Glomeromycetes; Diversisporales; Acaulosporaceae. The record is from the annotation of a GenBank genome assembly.